AUGGAAUUCUUCGUUAAUAUUUUGCAAUCAUCUUUCAAUUUAUCUGAGCAAUAUAAAAAUUCUUUAAUCGUAGAAUGCAAAAGCAAUGAUAUAAUUGAACUUCUGGUUCCAAACGGUGCAAAUAUCAAUGGAAAUACACCUCUGCAUUUAGCAGCAUUAUUGCCUAACACAGAAUAUGCAGAAAUAUUAAUAUCACACAAUGCUGAAAUCAAUUCAUUGAAUAAAUAUGGUCAAACUCCUCUUGAUAUUGCUGUUAUGCGUUCGAAGUUAGAACAUGGAGAUUUUCUCAAACUUCACGAAAAUCGCAAAAAUAUCUUUGGAUCUUUAAAUGAAGAAAGUGAAAUGGAAUCUCUCUUAAUUGCACAUGGUGAAAAAAAAUCUGCUAAUAUGGGUAAACUCAAAAGAAACAGUGGUGUUGAUAUAAUAUUUGAUUAUUUCUUUCAGAAUUCUAAUUUUGGAAACAGUGGAAUCACAGGAUAG
Trichomonas vaginalis G3 is the source of this 480-nucleotide messenger RNA. RefSeq names its product temperature-gated cation channel protein. Gene Ontology annotation, molecular function: protein binding. The coding region runs from base 1 to 480 and encodes 159 amino acids. The transcript has a single exon. Lineage: Eukaryota; Parabasalia; Trichomonadida; Trichomonadidae. The record is from RefSeq and is a predicted model, not a curated record. Gene Ontology annotation, cellular component: nucleus; cytoplasm.